GCGCGGGGAGACGGACGGACGGACAGACAAACCGCAGCACCCCUUCUCCUUCUUCCUUCCCUUCCUUCACCUCCCUUUCUCUCCUCCUCUUCCCACCAUCCAUCUAUCUAUCCAUCAUCCCCCCCGCCAACCCCUCCCAAUGCUGAAGAGUUUCAACCCGGCGGGGCUGGAGUGAAGAAGGGAAGGGCGGAAGGGAGGAGAAGAGCGGAGCUCCGCGCAAUUCACAGCUGCUCCAGGGAGGGGGGAGCGGCCUCGCUAUUAUUUAACAGAGAAGAAAAAAAAUAUUUAAAGGAAAAAAAAAAGAAGAGACGGGAAAAUGGCGAACGAUUCUCCUGCAAAAAGUCUGGUGGAUAUCGACCUUUCCUCCCUGCGGGACCCCGCUGGGAUUUUUGAACUGGUGGAAGUGGUUGGCAAUGGCACGUACGGGCAAGUCUACAAGGGUCGCCAUGUCAAAACGGGUCAGCUGGCAGCCAUCAAGGUCAUGGAUGUUACUGAGGAUGAAGAAGAAGAAAUCAAGCUGGAGAUUAAUAUGCUAAAGAAAUAUUCUCAUCAUAGAAAUAUUGCAACUUAUUAUGGUGCUUUCAUUAAGAAAAGUCCUCCAGGACAUGAUGACCAACUGUGGCUUGUUAUGGAGUUUUGUGGAGCUGGCUCUAUCACAGACCUUGUGAAGAACACAAAAGGGAAUACCCUGAAAGAAGACUGGAUAGCCUAUAUCUCCAGAGAGAUUCUCCGGGGGUUGGCACAUCUUCAUGCCCAUCAUGUGAUUCACAGGGAUAUCAAAGGGCAAAAUGUGUUAUUAACAGAGAACGCAGAAGUGAAACUUGUGGAUUUUGGUGUGAGUGCUCAGCUGGACAGGACAGUUGGCAGGAGAAACACUUUCAUUGGGACUCCCUACUGGAUGGCUCCAGAAGUUAUUGCCUGUGAUGAGAAUCCAGAUGCUACAUAUGAUUACAGAAGUGACCUUUGGUCCUGCGGCAUUACGGCCAUAGAGAUGGCAGAAGGAGCUCCCCCACUUUGUGACAUGCACCCCAUGAGGGCACUCUUUCUGAUACCCAGGAACCCUCCCCCACGGUUAAAAUCCAAGAAAUGGUCAAAAAAGUUUUUCAGCUUUAUAGAAGGUUGUCUAGUGAAGAAUUACAUGCAGCGACCUUCUACAGAACAGCUGUUGAAACAUCCCUUUAUACGUGACCAGCCAAAUGAAAGGCAAGUCCGAAUCCAGCUUAAGGACCAUAUAGACAGGACCAGGAAGAAGAGAGGAGAGAAAGAUGAGACGGAGUAUGAAUAUAGUGGAAGUGAGGAAGAAGAGGAGGAAGUGCCUGAACAAGAAGGAGAGCCAAGUUCCAUUGUCAAUGUGCCUGGAGAAUCAACCCUCCGACGUGAUUUCCUGAGACUGCAGCAGGAAAACAAGGAACGGUCCGAGGCCCUUCGGAGGCAGCAGCUGCUGCAGGAGCAGCAGCUCCGUGAGCAGGAGGAGUACAAGAGGCAGCUGCUGGCAGAGAGGCAGAAACGCAUCGAGCAGCAGAAGGAGCAGAGGAGGCGGCUAGAAGAGCAACAAAGAAGAGAAAGGGAAGCUCGAAGGCAACAAGAGCGUGAGCAAAGGCGGAGAGAACAGGAGGAAAAAAGACGUCUGGAAGAAAUGGAGAGGAGGCGUAAGGAGGAGGAAGAGAGAAGAAGAGCAGAGGAGGAAAAGAGGAGGGUAGAAAGGGAGCAGGAGUAUAUCAGGCGACAGCUAGAAGAGGAGCAGCGGCACUUGGAAAUUCUACAGCAGCAGCUGCUCCAGGAGCAGGCCAUGUUACUGGAAUACAGAUGGCGAGAGAUGGAGGAGCACCGGCAGGCAGAGCGACUCCAGCGGCAGCUGCAGCAGGAGCAAGCCUACCUCCUGUCACUGCAGCACGACCACAGGCGGCAGCAGCAGCAGCAACAGCAGCAGCAGCAACAGCAGCAGCAGCAAGAAAGAAAUAAACAAAGUUAUCAUACCCCUGAGCCAAAAUCCCACUAUGAACCUGCUGAAAGAGCACGUGAGGUGGAGGAGAGAUUUAGAAAAACUAAUCAGGGCUCCCCUGAAGCACAGUCUAAACAGAUGGGCAAAGUGUUGGAGCCACCAGUGCCUUCAAGAUCAGAGUCCUUUUCCAAUGGAAACUCAGAACCUGCUCAGCCUGCCCUGCAGAGGCCAAUGGAGCCCCAGGUACAGUGGUCCCAUCUGGCAUCUCUCAAGAACAAUGUUUCCCCUGUCUCGCGAUCCCAUUCCUUCAGUGACCCUUCUCCCAAAUUUGCUCAUCACCAUCUUCGUUCCCAGGACCCAUAUCCACCUUCACGCAGUGAAGUGCUUAAUCAGAGUUCUGACUCUAAGUCGGAGGUACCCGACCCCACCCAAAAGGCUUGGGCUAGAUCAGACAGUGACGAGGUGCCUCCAAGGGUACCUGUGAGAACAACGUCCCGAUCACCAGUCCUGUCCCGCCGUGAUUCCCCACUGCAGGGCACUGGCCAGCAAAAUAACCAAGCAGGUCAAAGGAAUUCCACGAGCAAUAUAGAGCCUCGUCUGCUGUGGGAAAGGGUGGAGAAGCUUGUACCAAGGCCAGGCAGUGGCAGUUCUUCUGGCUCAAGCAACUCUGGCUCACAACCUGGCUCCCACCCUGGCUCUCAGAGCGGGUCUGGAGAGCGGUUCAGGAUGAGAUCAUCAUCCAAAUCAGAGGGUUCGCCAUCACAGCGCCACGAAAGUGCACCUAAAAAGCCUGAAGAGAAAAAGGAAGUCUUCAGACCUAUCAAGCCUGCUGAUUUAACUGCACUGGCGAAGGAGCUGCGAGCCGUAGAGGAUGUGCGACCUCCACAUAAAGUAACGGAUUACUCAUCCUCGAGUGAGGAGUCAGGGACAACAGAUGAGGAAGAUGAUGAUAUGGAACAAGAAGGAGCAGAUGAAUCUACUUCUGGACCUGAUGAUGUCCGAGCAGUGUCAACGUUGAACUUGAGCAAUGGUGAAACAGAGUCAGUAAAAACCAUGAUUGUCCAUGAUGAUGUGGAGAGUGAACCUGCCUUGACUCCUUCUAAGGAGGGCACCUUAAUUGUUCGACAGAGUACAGUUGACAAAAAGCGUGCCAGCCAUCAUGAGAGCAAUGGCUUUGCCGGUCGCAUUCACCUCUUGCCAGAUCUCUUACAGCAAAGCCAUUCCUCCUCCACUUCCUCCACCUCCUCCUCCCCAUCCUCCAGCCAGCCGACACCCACCAUGUCCCCACAGACACCCCAGGACAAGCUAACUACUAAUGAGACUCAGUCCGCUAGUAACACACUCCAGAAACACAAAUCUUCCUCCUCCUUUACACCUUUUAUAGACCCCAGAUUACUACAGAUUUCUCCAUCUAGUGGGACAACUGUGACUUCUGUGGUAGGAUUUUCUAGUGAAGCAAUGAGAUCAGAGGCAAUAAGGCAAGACCCUACCCGGAAAGGAUCAGUUGUCAAUGUGAACCCCACAAACACACGGCCACAGAGCGACACCCCAGAGAUUCGCAAAUACAAGAAGAGAUUCAAUUCCGAGAUCCUGUGUGCGGCCUUAUGGGGAGUGAACUUGUUGGUGGGCACUGAAAGUGGUCUGAUGCUGCUAGACAGAAGCGGGCAGGGGAAGGUUUAUCCACUCAUCAAUCGAAGACGAUUCCAGCAAAUGGAUGUACUUGAAGGGCUGAAUGUCUUGGUGACAAUUUCUGGUAAGAAGAACAAGUUGCGAGUUUACUAUUUGUCGUGGUUAAGAAAUAAAAUCCUGCACAAUGAUCCUGAGGUAGAAAAGAAACAGGGCUGGACAACGGUGGGCGACUUGGAAGGCUGUGUGCACUAUAAAGUUGUAAAAUAUGAAAGAAUCAAGUUCUUGGUAAUUGCAUUGAAGAGUUCUGUGGAAGUCUAUGCAUGGGCACCAAAGCCAUACCAUAAAUUUAUGGCCUUUAAGUCAUUUGGAGAAUUGGUACAUAAGCCAUUGCUGGUGGAUCUCACUGUAGAAGAGGGUCAGAGACUAAAAGUGAUCUAUGGCUCCUGCGCUGGCUUCCAUGCUGUGGAUGUGGAUUCAGGAUCGGUCUAUGAUAUUUAUCUACCAACACAUAUCCAGAGUAGUAUCCAACCUCACGCAAUCAUCAUCCUCCCAAACACGGAUGGGAUGGAGCUGCUGGUCUGCUACGAGGAUGAAGGAGUUUAUGUCAACACAUAUGGAAGGAUAACCAAGGAUGUGGUUCUGCAGUGGGGAGAAAUGCCAACUUCAGUUGCAUACAUCCGAUCUAACCAGAUCAUGGGCUGGGGAGAAAAAGCAAUCGAAAUACGGUCGGUGGAAACUGGACACUUGGAUGGUGUGUUCAUGCACAAAAGGGCACAAAGACUCAAAUUCUUAUGUGAACGCAACGACAAGGUUUUCUUUGCCUCCGUGCGGUCAGGUGGAAGCAGUCAAGUCUAUUUCAUGACCCUUGGCAGGACUUCACUUCUGAGCUGGUAGAAGCAGUGAGAUUUGGAGAGGAAUUGCUGACAUCCAGAGUCUGAGAUCUUCAUAACUUGGAAUUACUUUCAACUGGAGUACAGACCUGCACGAGUGCAGCACUCUGUGUAAAUGUGUGUGCAGGCAUCACUGGUGUUAGGUUUCUUUAUGUUUUUCAACUGAGGCUGCGAGGCAGCUGGUGCUGUAAAGAUAUUGCCAUCAGGUGCUACAAUGUCUUUGAGAUUUGGGAUCACGCUAGAAAGCUACAGGUCUUCUUUUCCCUUCAGCUCCAGUGUUCCUAGGAUUUGAAGGACUCUGUUUGUUAGUGUUAAAACAGAGGAGGGAGGGGGGGGAAACGGAAGAAAAACAAACCAGGCUUACCAUGACCAUGCUGUUUGUUGAGUGGACGGAAGGCAGGCAAGAGAAGGUGAGAAGUGGUGUGUAGAGUGUCAGACUGGCUGAAACAGAGGGCAGAUCUAGUCUAGUAAUGUUAACAAUGUAUUUAAUUGACAUUUCUUUUUUGUAAUGUGACAAUAUGUGGACGAAGAGGAAGGGGCAGGUUUUAAGAAGUUAAUAUUUAUAAAAUGUGAAAGACACAGUGACUAGGAUAACUUCUU
Messenger RNA from Agelaius phoeniceus (red-winged blackbird), 5061 nucleotides. The record is from RefSeq and is a predicted model, not a curated record. Lineage: Eukaryota; Metazoa; Chordata; Aves; Passeriformes; Icteridae.